Monascus purpureus is the source of this 2468-nucleotide messenger RNA. The record is from the annotation of a GenBank genome assembly. Lineage: Eukaryota; Fungi; Ascomycota; Eurotiomycetes; Eurotiales; Aspergillaceae.
CGGCGCCAAAUGUUCUUGAUUAUGUCAUCCUAUGUGGCCUGAUGUCAUCUCACGUGCUAACUGUCACGUGGUUUGGAGCUCGAUUGUUACGGCAUACCUACUCCGUGAACAUAGUUGCAAAGUGCAUCUGUUGUUAGCCUGUUGUCCUCUUCCUGGGCUUCAUUCUUGCCAGUUCCCUUUGAUUCUGCCCGAGAGAUGUCCGGUCCGGUCUACUCUAACAUUAGCCGGAAUGGGGUUUCGCGUUACGACAUGGAACGUCAACGGUAUUAGGUGGGUAUAUAUAUAUAUUUCCUACUGAAGCUUGAGCAUGCAGAUUUGCUGAACCAUUUCUUAGGAACCCGUUUUCAUAUGAGCCAUGGAGAGGAAACCGAACAUUCGAGGUAGGGAACUCGCUAGGUUAUCUUCUGUUGUGUGUGGUCUCUGACUAACAGGGAGGUAUUAGUCUAUGUUUGAUAUUCUCGAGGCGGAUAUUGUUGUAUUCCAAGAGACUAAGAUACAGCGGAAGGAUCUCCGAGAUGAUAUGGUCCUAGUUCCCGGGUGGGAUUGCUAUUUCAGUUUACCUAGGGUUAAAAAGGGUUUGCUAUUUGAUGUCCCCACUAUAUUGGUAUUUAUGUGCCGAAAUAACGUUGUAAAGGAUAUUCUGGCGUUGUCAUCUACACGCGCAAUGCGACAUGCGCUCCUAUCCGUGCGGAAGAGGGUCUUACGGGAGUGCUCUGUCCGCCGAACUCAUCGGUCUCUUUCCGAGAUCUCCCCGAGGAGCAACAGAUUGGUGGCUAUCCGACACUAGAGCAGCUGUCAGGUCUUGAACUUGAUACUGCAACUCUCGAUUCGGAAGGUCGUUCUGUCAUUCUCGAGUUCCCGGCGUUUGUCCUCCUAGGGGUGUAUUGUCCUGCUAACCGGGACGAGAGCCGCGACUGUUUUCGUUUGAGCUUUCUCGAUGUGCUUGAUUUUCGCAUUCGAAACCUUCUUUCUAUGGGGAAGAGAGUAUUCGUGACGGGCGAUCUGAACAUCUCGAGGGGUGAAAUCGACUCGGCUCAUGCCGCCGAGACCAUCCGUAAAGGAACGGUUACGGAAGAUGAAUUUGUGUCUGCACCGGCACGGCGUCUUUUCAACCAGCUACUGACCGAUGGGAAGGUUAUUGGUGAACGUGAUGAGGCCAGGGGACAGCCGGUUCUCCAUGACAUUUGUAGAUCAUUCCACCCUAGUCGUAGGGGCAUGUACACUUGCUGGGAACAAAGGAUAAAUGCUCGGCCUGGAAAUUACGGCUCAAGAAUAGAUUACGUGCUGUGCAGUCUGGUUAUGAAAGACUGGUUUUCCGAUUCGAACAUACAAGAAGGUCUUAUGGGAUCCGAUCACUGUCCUGUUUACGCCGUGUUUAAUGACUGGGUUACUCUCAAUGGGGAUUCUGUUAACAUUCGAGACAUCAUGAACCCUCCUGGCAUGUUUGAGAAGGGCGAGCGGAAACGGGAAUACACGAUGAAAGAUCUUUUGCCGUUGUCUGGACGGUUGAUACCCGAGUUUGAUCGUCGGAGGAGUAUCAAGGAUAUGUUCUCUCGUAGACCUGCUGGCUCUUCACAGAAAUCACUGCUCGUGGUCGGGAGCUCUUCGACACCAGAUGCAGGACCACACACAGCUGUCAAUGGAGCAGCCAGCAACAAGCCUCUUCCUUCUAGCUACAGAAAUAAAACCACCGCGGAUAACACUCGAAAGCGACCCCAGCCAUCCGACUCGCGCCCGUCUACUGCACCAAAGCGUUCGAAAUCAGCAACUAAAGCUACUGCCGUAACAUCGCUCGCGGGCCAACGAACUUUGAAAGGGUUCUUCAGGACGAAUAACAAUACAGUCGGAAGCGCGGACAGGGACGACAAUGAGAGUCCUACGAAAACUGCAGAUCAGCGAAUGGCCGAAGCGACGGGCCUGGCCACAUCUAGCUGCUCGGGAUCGAAAGAUGGAGAUACUUCCACAAGACAACCGAACGCGACAGACGACCAAGCUUUUGUCCUCUUUACAGAAGGAAAACCAGUCAUCGAUCGUGUAGCCAGCAGAGAAGAUUGGAGCAAACUAUUUAGCAAAAAGCCCACGCCCAAGUGCGAGGGACAUCAGGAGCCAUGCAUCAGCCUCACGACGAAGAAGCCCGGCAUCAACUGCGGACGGUCGUUUUGGAUAUGCCCGCGACCUCUGGGACCUAGCGGCAAUAAGGAGAAGGGUACGCAGUGGCGCUGUUCGACGUUCAUCUGGGCCAGCGAUUGGAAUUCUUCCUCGUAGUAGCCUUGCUAUACUACACCUUGUACUGGUUUACUUUCCUGCUGCAUUUACUAGACCAAUAAUGAUACCCUGUUAUUUGCAUCUGGGAUUGCGAGAGACAUGGCAUAGCCCGUAGUCUGAAGUCUUACUGUCCUGUCCUGUCUUUCUCUCCUUCAGGUAAAUACCUAGCAGGCAGACAAGCAUUCAAUUCAUCGCAGUGAAAG